Molecule: messenger RNA, 1636 nt
Organism: Hibiscus syriacus
Lineage: Eukaryota; Viridiplantae; Streptophyta; Magnoliopsida; Malvales; Malvaceae
Product: AP2-like ethylene-responsive transcription factor AIL1
Biological process (GO): regulation of DNA-templated transcription
Molecular function (GO): DNA binding; DNA-binding transcription factor activity
Source: RefSeq, a predicted model, not a curated record
CAUCAUGAGUAAUUGGCUGGGGUUUUCUCUUUCUCCAGACCUUAGAAUCGAUGAAAGCUUUGGCAGAGAUGACCAUGGAGGUUUCCCUUCUGCUAUGCCUUUGCGUUCUGAUGGUUCUCUCUGUGUUGUUGAUCCUUUUCGUCGUUCUUCUGGUGCCGCCAUUGAAGAUUGGAGAUAUGAAAAUGGUGUUGCAGGUGCAAGUGCAAGUGAGCAGGGUCCCAAACUUGAAGAUUUCUUGGGUUGUUGUUACUCAAACUCUCCAUCUCAGGAGAACGAAGACCAAAGCCAAAACACUGUUCUUGGUUCUACGAGAAUCAAUGUUAAUGCAACACCAAAUUACAGCAGUAAUUUGAUCCGAGCUUACCAUGAUGAUUACAACGAAAACCCUCAAACCCUAAUGGCUAGUGGUCACCACAGCCUGCAACAGUGUGACCCAAACCUUAACCACAACAAAAAAAACGGCAUGUACCAUGUCCCGUUUGAUAGUGCAACUUCAGUUUCAGGAUUCAAGUCGUGGUUGAGACAAACUCCAUUUUCUGGUGGGAAAGUUUCAAUUGGAACAAAUAUUCAGACACUCUCCCUUACUAUGAGCCCAAGCUCUCGAAAUGGGCUGCCUGCAAUUGCACCGUUGGAUGUCGUUGAUAACCGGAAACGACAUGUCGGAAAAACCCUCACUAGAGAAUCAAUUCCUCGUAAAUCUAUUGAUACUUUUGGUCAAAGAACUUCUCAAUAUAGAGGUGUUACAAGGCAUAGAUGGACCGGAAGAUAUGAAGCUCAUUUGUGGGAUAAUAGCUCUAGAAAAGAGGGACAAACAAGGAAAGGGAGGCAAGUUUAUCUCGGUGGUUAUGACAAGGAAGAAAAAGCAGCAAGGGCUUAUGACUUAGCUGCUCUCAAGUAUUGGGGUCCAACAACUCAUAUAAAUUUCCCUUUGGGUACUUACGAAAAGGAGCUGGAAGAGAUGAAGAACAUGACCCGUCAAGAAUUUGUUGCUCAUUUGAGAAGGAAAAGCAGUGGUUUUUCAAGGGGAGCUUCAGUGUACAGAGGUGUAACAAGGCACCAUCAGCAUGGAAGGUGGCAAGCUAGAAUUGGAAGGGUUGCCGGAAACAAGGACUUGUACCUCGGAACAUUUAGCACACAAGAAGAAGCGGCCGAAGCUUAUGAUAUUGCUGCGAUCAAGUUUAGGGGAACAAGUGCUGUGACCAAUUUCGACAUAAGCCGGUAUGACGUGAAGAUUUGCUCAAGCUCUACUCUUAUCGGGGGCGACCUUGCAAAACGCUCACCGAAAGACUGUACCCCCAUUGCUCCUGAGGAUUAUAAUUCAUGUUCUUUGUCAUGUCCGCAACCUCUCCUGCGUACACCAAGCAGAGAAGCAUCCGGUGAAUUGGCUGAUAUGGUUUGGAGCGCGAAUUCAGAAUUGCAGCAUCUUCAAAGUACUAACGCAAACAAUGAUGCAUCCUUGGCAACUUCAAGUAGCCGUAAUUCCCCCAACGCUCGGAGCCCAAAAGGCCCCACUGGAUUAGCUAGUGAUCAGUUCGGACUUGGUGAGGGCUACAUCUCAGUACAGGGUUCAAAGUAUGAAGAUGGCAAUAUAGGUUUAGUUCAUAAGACCCCAAUGUUUGCACUUUGGAACGAGUGA